AAAAUCGACGCCGCCUUGCACGCUACCGCCGAACCGCGGCACAGCCAGUUCACCUGUGACGACGAGGACCGUAGUGGUAUUAGCCGUUCGAAGAUGUUCUUCGGCAUGGUUUGCUCGGUGUGCAUAUUCUUGAUGCCGUACAGCCUGUCUGCGAUGCCGGUGAACGGUCUUCUUCGAUUCACGUAUCCUGCUUACGUAUAUCCUGCUUAUCUUGCGGUGCCGAUGAUGCAUUUCGUCGGACAGUGGCCCACCGACGACCACGCGUUCGUGUCGUUGGCCAACAGACGGUUUACGUAUCGGAUACUGUUGGCCGCCGCGUUGACGAUGCAGCAGCUGUGCGAUAGUCUGCUGCGGUUGGUGCCGUUGUAUUGCCUGAUCAAGACCGCGUUUUUCGCACCGAUCGAAGCUAACGGGGCCGCAUACGUGUACGCCGUCGUCGUGCGUGCUGUUAUUUCAACCACGAGAAUUAACCCAUAUAAAAUGUAUGCCGAAAACAAUCAGUUCAAGGUUGGUGGUUGAGGCUACUGUGCAAAGUGCAAAAUCAAUGGCAGUGAUAAGUUCUGGUGCGCUUAGGUGUGCGUCCAAUUUGUGUUAUAAUCUAUAGUUCUGGUGCAGUGGGAGGGGAGGCGCUCGUGUUGGCAAACAAAAAGACAAAUACAAAUACAUCACAUACAUAAAAAUAAUUUUCAAUGCCUAAAUAGGUAAUAUUAUGAAAAAAAUAUUUAAAAUUAAUUUUUUGGUAAGUAAAAAAAAAAAAAUCCAAACAAAAUUAAUCACUUACUGGUUUUUUUUCCCGUAAUCAACUUUAUAUUUUAUUUUAACAUCAAUAGUCAAUAGCAUAUACGUAUAUUAUCAUUUAUUAAGAGGACACUCCACAGGCCCGCAUUUGUUGUCUUCGUCUUGACAAGUGAGUGACAUAGCAAAUUUAAGUACAUCAACUAACGUUUAGCUUCGUUAAUAUCAAAAUUAGGUUGAAUUAACCGUUUCGUGUUUGUACGUGCUUAUUUUACAAUAUUAACUUCUUAGCGAGUUGUGAGCAUUUUAAAAUUGCAAUAUCUCAUAUAUUCAUAAAUUGCUUAACAAUCGUUGAAAUGUCGCUAACAAAAAAAAAGCUGACAUACAAACACUUUUGGCUUGAUGACAGUUAGUAUAAAUUCUAAUGCUAACCAUGCUAAACACGAAUUUCUGUACUUACGUACAUUUAACAUGUGCGCGCUUGUAAGACGGAAACAGCUAUAAUAUGCGGAUGCGGCGUCCUUUCGAGGCGAUAUCGUAUAAUUAUUUUCAGUAGAUUUUCAAGUAAAUAAAAUUUGAGUAUGAAAAAGAGUUAUGUGUGAAAAUUUUGUUGGAUUUUUUUUAUUUUAAUUAACUGAAAAAAAAAUUGUACAAAAUAUGUUAAAACCUGGACGUGUGCCGUUCGCUCGGCAGGCCGGCUAGUGUUCGUGGCUAAAAAAACGGCGGACGACAACGACGUACACGUACGCGGCCCCAUUAGCCUCGAUCGGCGCGGCGCACCACGCGAAAAACGUGGUCUUGACCAAACAGUAGAACGGCACCAACCGCAGCAGGCCACCGCACAGCUGCUGUACCGUCAACGCGGUGGCUAACAAUAUCCAAUACAUAAACCAUCUGUUGGUCGGCGACACGGACGCGCCGCGGUCGUCGGCGGGCCUGCCGGCCGGCAACUCUCCGGCGGAGUGCAUUAUCAGCGCAGUGGUCAUGUAGGCGGGAUACACGAACCCGAGCAGGUCGCUCACCAGCAUCGCGCACAGGCUGUCCGUGAUCAGGAACAUGCACACGGCGCAAACCAUGCCGAGGAAGAUCUUCAGACGGCUGAUGCCGCUCCGUUCCUCGGCCCAGGCGAACGGGCUUUGCCACGGUUUGGUGGUGUCGCGCAAGGUGGCGUCGAUCGCGUUCAACGCGGACAAUACGUUCGCCGCCGCCAUGUGGCCGUUCAUUGUUGUACGGUUUUAUUUUUAAAAAUGUUCAAAUACCUAUUGUUAAAAAAACAAAACAAUUAUUUGAAUUCGAUUUUUGAGAAAUUCAUUUUACGAAUAAGAUUUAAGGUGUUUUUUAGUUUUUAAAUAAUAUUAUAUUGCGCGUGACGAUAAUAUGCAGUGGUCACCGUAGUAACUAUAUAUAUUAUAUUAUAUAAACGAAGAGUAAAAGUGUCUUUCGGUAAAGAAAGCUACGGGAAGAGUUUUGAAUAUCGUAGUGUUUGAAUUAUUAAUAGUCCAAUAUUAAUGAUAUUUUUCGAUGAAAUAAUAUAUGGUAUGUAUUAAUACAUUAAUAUUUAUCUGCACAUUUCCAUACAGUAAAUUAUAAUAAGUUCGUUGUUAAUAUGACGGUAAUUAAUCGAAAGUAAAAAAUGCAUUAAAACUAAAAAAAACAACAAUUAAACGUAUUUUU
Messenger RNA from Rhopalosiphum padi (bird cherry-oat aphid), 2409 nucleotides. RefSeq lists its product as uncharacterized. NCBI's taxonomy places the organism in Eukaryota, Metazoa, Arthropoda, Insecta, Hemiptera, Aphididae. The record is from RefSeq and is a predicted model, not a curated record.